Molecule: messenger RNA, 672 nt
Organism: Acyrthosiphon pisum (pea aphid)
Lineage: Eukaryota; Metazoa; Arthropoda; Insecta; Hemiptera; Aphididae
Exons: 2
Coding region: 1-672 (223 amino acids)
Source: RefSeq, a predicted model, not a curated record
AUGGACUGUCUAGUAUACGCUCGGGAAAAAAGGUGCCCAUGGAACGUGGACACGUGCAGCUUUGCCGCGUUAAACGGUCACAUGGACUGCCUAGUAUAUGCAAGGGAAAACGGAUGCCCAUGGAAUGAGGACACUUGCAGCAAAGCCGCGUUGAACGGUCAUAUGGACUGCCUGAUUUACGCAAGGAAAAACGGAUGCCCGUGGAAUAAGGACACUUGCAGCAAAGCCGCGUUGAACGGUCAUAUGGACUGCCUGAUUUACGCAAGGAAAAACGGAUGCCCGUGGAAUAAGGAAACGUGCAGCAACGCCGCUUUGAACGGUCACAUGGACUGCCUGGUUUACGCAAGGAAAAACGGAUGCCCGUGGAAUGAGGAAACAUGCAGCAACGCAGCGAUGAACGGUCACAUGGACUGCCUAGUACACGCUCGGGAAAACGGGUGCUUAUGGAACGUGGACACGUGCAUAGACGCUGCGUGGAAUGGUCAUAUAGACUGCCUGAUAUAUGCACGGAAAAACAGGUGCCCGUGGAACGAGGACACCUGCAGUUUGGCCGCGUCGAACGGUAACAAGGACUGCCUUAUAUACGCUCAUGUGUAUACACUUCAACCAGAUCGUCAGAGGCUUACUCAAGGUUUUGCUGUCCUGGUUACACAUUUUUUUUUAAUACCCUGA